UGUUGUUUUGCACACAAGUUCUUUCAGGUUGAGGUUUGGCUUUGUAGAGCUCCGCGCUGUACUCCAAAAUAAACCUGGACUUUAUUAGUUAUCAUCCAGUCCUCUCCUCAUAUGCUUUUACUUUUCUGUUGGUGCAGAGCAAGGCAAGGUGAGUCUGAGAUGCUACCAGGUAAAGAUGGGCCGACAGAGGCAGGAAGGAGCCAGGACCCCUCUGUGUCUUCCGAGGACCCCUCUGUUAGUCUCUUCAGGGAGUACCUGAGGAUCAAGACUGUCCACCCAGAGCCUGAUUACGAGGCUGCUCUUAAGUUCCUGGAUCGAAUUGCAGCCGAGCUGGGGCUGCCCUUUAAGAAAGUUGAGGUCUGUCCCGGGCGAGUUGUGGGUGUAAUGACCUGGGAAGGGACGAACCCAAAGCUCAGAUCAGUCCUGUUGAACUCCCACACGGACGUGGUGCCUGUCUUCCAGGAACACUGGAAGCACGAUGCAUUUGGUGCAUUCAAGGACGGAGAAGGGAACAUAUACGGCAGGGGCACUCAGGAUAUGAAGUGUGUCACCAUCCAGUACAUAGAAGCUAUUAGGAGACUGAAGUCUGAGGGGAGAAGGUUUCCUCGCACAGUACAUUUGAUGUUUGUCCCAGAUGAGGAGGUUGGGGGUCACAAAGGAAUGGAGAUGUUUGUAAAUCUCCCUGAGUUUCAAGCUCUGAACAUUGGCUUUGCACUGGACGAAGGCCUGGCGAACCCUGGAGACUCCUUCACAGUUUUCUAUGGAGAGAGGAACCCAUGGUGGAUAACAGUAAGGUGUACUGGAAACCCAGGGCAUGGGUCAAGAUUCGUUGAAAACACUGCAGCUGAGAAGCUGCGCAAAAUUAUAAAUUCCUUCAUGGACUUCAGAGAGAAGGAGAAGACCAGAUUGAACACCAGUGAGUGUUUCACGCUGGGUGACGUCACCACAGUGAACAUGACCAUGGUGCAAGGGGGCGUGGCCUAUAACGUCAUCCCCCCUAACAUGGACGUCAGCUUUGACAUGAGGAUCCCACCCACCGUCAGUCUGAAGGAAUUUGAAGAGCAGAUUAAAGUGUGGUGUGAGGCCGCUGGGGAAGGUGUCACCUAUCAGUUUGCACAGAAACACAUGAACCAGAACUUGACCUCCACGGAGCACACUGACCCCUGGUGGAGAGCCUUCAGCACUGCGUGCAGCGCCAUGAACUUGGCUUUAAAAAAGGAAAUCUUUCCAGCAGCAACCGACAGCCGGUUUAUUCGAGCAGUUGGGUUGCCAGCAAUCGGCUUCUCGCCGAUGAAUCGAACCCCGAUCCUGUUACACGACCACAACGAGUUCUUGAACGAGCGAGUCUUCCUGCACGGCAUUGAGAUCUACUGCAGCCUCAUCCCUGCACUGGCCAGCGUGUCAGCCCUGCCCAGCGAGGCCUAAAGAGCGCGUGACUCCCACAGACACAACACGCUCUCACACAGAGCCAGUAGCACUUUACAAUCUAUACUGAUACAUCCUUCCUGAGUGCACCAAUACUGUUCAAGGGCUUGUAUUAGGUCAUUCGGGUAGGGCAACACAAAUAGAAUUGCCAAAUAUAUUCUGUCAUACAAUUUUAAGUACAUUAUAAAACCUCUAAUCAAGAGCAUCUCAGAACGCAGAAGAAAACAUUUGGAUACUAAAUUUUGUAGGAGGCAACGGUUUGAGAAUGAGCUUGCCUAUCAGGAUUCAGUCAUUUUAAUUUUUUUAACUUGGUGUCAGUGAAUCUUUGGAAAAGCUCCCAAAAUCUGACACCGUUUGAGAUUCAGCUGUGAAUAAAAAUAAAUAAAAAGCUGAUUUUUAAUUGGCAAAUGCACUUCUGAAAAUGAAAAAUAAACACAAAUGAGCUAGAGGCAUUGUCAGGGUUGAUACUAGAUGAGAAAUACAAAGAAAGAAUCUUUGGCAUUGGAUAGGAAAGGGUUUGCAUGCUCCAAUCCCACGAGGUGGAACAUACAGCUGGGAAUCCUGAUGGAUCUGUUCCAAGGCAACGGCACUGAUCUGCUCUCAAUGAGAUAUAAAACAAGCUUAAAAACUCCCUUUCAUUUCAGAUUCAUCCUGUUUCAGUCAUCACCUCUAUUCGUCUAUUACGCUUAUCUUUUCAGAUUUGAUUUGUACAGACUUUGCAGGGCUGAUGUCUUAAUUAACUUAAAAAAUAUGUAAAAAAAAGAAGGUCUCUUAAUAGUAUUGAAUCUACUUUUUUUCUAAUUCUAAUAAAGCUUCUCUUGUUCAAA
Molecule: messenger RNA, 2252 nt
Organism: Polyodon spathula (Mississippi paddlefish)
Lineage: Eukaryota; Metazoa; Chordata; Actinopteri; Acipenseriformes; Polyodontidae
Product: aminoacylase-1A-like
Exons: 16
Coding region: 112-1425 (437 amino acids)
Biological process (GO): amino acid metabolic process
Cellular component (GO): cytoplasm
Molecular function (GO): aminoacylase activity
Source: RefSeq, a predicted model, not a curated record